GCAACUGUAUCGUCGUCUGUCUUCUGCUAGCCGUCAGUUUUUGUUUAUGUUGUCGUUGGUUACCAUUAAUGAAUUUUGGUUACUUUGUGGUGCCUCUAACGCUCUUUUUAUUGAUUGCCAUCCAAUUUGCCUCAAUGGCGUCGCCUAAACUCCUGAGUCUUGAAUUCGAGGUGUAUGGACGUGUUCAAGGUGUUUUCUUCCGAAAGUACACCCAAAAGCAGGGUAAGGAGCUGGGUUUACGUGGUUGGUGUAUGAACACACCCAAAGGCACAGUUUUAGGACAGCUUGAAGGGGAAGUCCAGCAAGUUGAAAAAAUGAAAUCUUGGCUUCAGAAAACUGGAAGCCCCAAAUCAAGAAUUGACAAAGUGGAUUUCAAAUUUGAGAAACCAAUUUCAGAUUUUACGUUUAUAGAUUUUUCUGUGCGUCGAUGAUACCAGCCCCUCUUCCUGUGCUAUUUUGUUUUAUUUAUUUUGCCUUCUACUCCAAAGUAAACAAAAUAUUAUUGCACAAUUUCGAUCUAUAAAUUAUACCUAAGUUCACAUUUAAGACUGAAAACCUGACUGACCCUUCUUGUAUUUAUUUAAUUCAACUAAAUUAUCCUUUCCAUCUUUGUCUUUCAUCAUUUCUCUGUACUUGUUUUAUAUGACACAGUUCCAUUCUAAGUAUCAAUUCCAGUAUAUUCUGUCACCAAACAUUUCCUAUGUCUUGUCGUUUCCUGAAUUAAAAAUAAAAGGGUGAAACAAGGAA
This is a messenger RNA of Frankliniella occidentalis (western flower thrips), 747 nucleotides long. RefSeq names its product acylphosphatase-2-like. Bases 69 to 431 code for a protein of 120 amino acids. The transcript is spliced from 4 exons. Gene Ontology annotation, molecular function: acylphosphatase activity. The record is from RefSeq and is a predicted model, not a curated record. Lineage: Eukaryota; Metazoa; Arthropoda; Insecta; Thysanoptera; Thripidae.